Molecule: messenger RNA, 2832 nt
Organism: Schistosoma margrebowiei
Lineage: Eukaryota; Metazoa; Platyhelminthes; Trematoda; Strigeidida; Schistosomatidae
Source: the annotation of a GenBank genome assembly
AAAGAAUAAAAGGAAUCUAAUCGAUAACUAUACAUUGAAAAUAACAAGUUAACUCUGAUUAUCAUUAAAUAAAACUAUUAUUAUUUAAUAAUUUUCUUCAAAACUUUAUCUAUCCGAAUGUUAAUAAACGUUCAAUUAGAUCCUAAUGAAAUGAAUAAACAGAUUAAUUCGAAUGGAAUUACAUCAGAAAUUAUAAAUAAUACUUCUACUAAUAAUUCUAAAUUGCCGUCUUUCUCUUUAUCAUCUUCAUCUUCAUCAUCAUCAUCAUCAACAUCAACAUCAUCAAUGUCUUCAUCACCUCUACUUAAUCUGUCAUCUUUAAAACAUGAUGAAAAUAAAAUUUCUGAUGAAAAUGUAAAGUUAAAUGUAUCAAACAAACCUACAGUACGAAAUAUUCUUGCAACUACACAUAAAAUACCAAUAUAUUAUUUAAGUCGUGGAAAUAAUUCACAAUUAAUUGAUACAGUUAUGACUGAAUUAGGCUGGAAACGUACAUUUGAUCGACAUGGAGAUUAUACACUACGUUGGACAGAGAACAGUAUUCAAAUUAAUUAUGGGAUAUUUAAAGAAGGUGAACAACUUGUGAACCAUAUACCAAAUUGUGGAUUGCUUACAAAUAAACUUGGAUUAUUAAUAAGUCUUCGUGAUUAUGAAAGACGAUAUCAAAAUAGAUUUGGACGAUUACCUAUUAUGGUGAUGGAUGAUUUCUUUCCAAAAACAUUUAUUGUUGAUGAUCUAAAGGAACGAGAAGCUUAUUUUAAAUUACAAGAAAAUGAUGAAGCACCACAUAUGUGGAUAUGUAAACCAAUUGGUCAAAAUCAAGGCAAAGGUAUUUUUUUAGUAAGAGAUAUUGAAGAGUUUAAGGUACAUUUAAAAAAUCGAGAUGAUGAAGCACGUAAUCAACCAUCCGGACUUUUACCAAGAAUAAUUCAAAGAUACAUUAUCAAUCCAUUAUUACUUGAUGGUUGUAAAUUUGAUAUACGAUGUUAUGUUCUUAUAGCCUGUACAAUGCCUUAUUUAGUAUUUUAUCAUCCUGGUUAUAUUCGACGUUCGGCUAAACCGUAUUCAAAUCAAGAUCAAAAUCUUAUAACACACUUGACUAAUCAGUUUGUUCAAAAGAAGGAUCCAGCGUAUGCAGAAAUAAAAAAUAACACAGUUUGGAGCUGGUCACAAGUUAAUGACUAUAUCAAUAAACAUUAUCAAGAAGAAAAGAAAUUACCAGUUGAUUGGACUAAAACAGUUCUUCAGUGGAAGAUUCAGAGAAUUAUUCAUCAUGUAUUUACUACAGUUAAAAAUAGAUUAGCUGCAAAAAUAGGAUUUUUUGAAUUACUUGGAUUGGACUUCAUGUUGGAUGAAAAUAUGAAAGUGUGGCUACUUGAAGUUAAUUCAAAUCCAGCAUUACAAACUCAUUGCGAUGUAUUGAAAGAAGUUGUACCAGUUGUAGUGAAAGAUGCUUUACAUAUUAGUAUUGAAUGUUUUGAAAAAAGUCGUCAUCAGAAGUGUUUACUUCCACUACACGGUCUUGACAAUUUAUCUGCUUUCAUAUUUUGUCAACGAAGUAAUAGACAUAUGAGAACAAGUUUAGAUGAAGUGCCGAUUGUGAAUAAAAUCAGUGGUGAUUUAGGUGUACCAACUGGCUGGAAUCUAUUAUACAAUGAAUCACAAGCUGCAUUUCGUGCACGUUGGCCAAUACUCCAAUCAUGUAGUCUUCGUUGUUGGAUUCCACCUAGAUAUAAACCACCAAUUAUUCAGAAUAAUUCUAAUUUACAACGGCCCGUUAAUGAUAACAAUACUGAACAAAACAAGUUGAAUAGUGUAUCACUACAAACAUGUGGAUCAACAGGUGCAACCAACGAAAAUUUAAAUAUAUCAGCAUUUCAUACUACAGAUGUAGUUAAUUGUACUUUAAAAGAGCAAAAUACUCCAAAAAAUACUGUAUCUAAUCAAUUUUUCCAUCCACGUUUAUCUUUACCAGAGUACCGUACUUUUGAAUCCAGUUUAAGACGAUACCCUGUUACGCCUAAUACAAUUAAUAACAAAAUACUACCACGAAGAAAUACUUUGAUUAGACAAUCAUUACAAAAUUCAAAACAAACUAUUAAUUUACAAGAUAUCAUUGAGAAGAUUCCUCAAUCAGAGUCAUUUAUUACUGUGAAACAACCUAAAUAUCAAAAUAGAACAAUCAAUACAAACAGUAGUAAUAGUAGUAAUAGUAAUGAUACUAGUACUAAGAAUAUUAGUACCAUUAAUAAUAAUAAUAAUAAUAAUGGUAGACGAAUAACAAUAAAUCAUGAAAAUCAAUCUAGAAAACAAAUAAUAUCUAAUCUAUACAAUUGUACAAAGAAUAAACAUGAUUUGGAAGUAUUCAGUGAAGAUGAAAUAUUAAGUGGUAAACGAAAAACUAAAACAAAAUUAAAUUUAAUAUCAAUUUAUAGAGAACCUGUACAAAUCAAUAAAGUACAUUUAAUAACUAAUUCAGAUAUUGACAAAGUAUUUAACACUACUACUAAUAAUCAUAUUAAUAGUAAUAAUAAUAAUAAUAGUUUAAAAAAAUCAAAUGAUAAUAAUAUAAAUAUAAUUCUACCAACUACACCGAAACAUAUUAAAUCAAAGAAUCAAUCAAUACGAAUUGGUGAAACAUCAGCUGAUCAUAUCCAUAGUAAUAUUGAUAAUAUUCAAAAUAAAAGUAAAUUAACUGGUAGACCUUAUAUUAAUCCAAAUAAAUUACAUUGGAUUGAAUCAAACGAUUCAAUUAAAAUUAAUUAUGAAACUAAAAAUUUUACAAAUAAAUUACAAAAUAUCCAUUAUUCAUUAGAAGACAGAGGAAGUUAA